This is a messenger RNA of Canis lupus familiaris (dog), 4622 nucleotides long. It is a transcript of the gene SOX12, whose product is annotated as SRY-box transcription factor 12. NCBI's taxonomy places the organism in Eukaryota, Metazoa, Chordata, Mammalia, Carnivora, Canidae. Gene Ontology annotation, molecular function: DNA-binding transcription factor activity, RNA polymerase II-specific; RNA polymerase II cis-regulatory region sequence-specific DNA binding. The transcript has a single exon. The record is from RefSeq and is a predicted model, not a curated record. Gene Ontology annotation, biological process: anatomical structure morphogenesis; positive regulation of transcription by RNA polymerase II; cell differentiation. Bases 16 to 987 code for a protein of 323 amino acids.
CCGGGCCCAGGCGCGAUGGUGCAGCAGCGGGGCGCGAGGGCCAAGCGGGACGGCGGCCCGCCGCCCCCGGGGCCCGGGCCGGCCGAGGAGGGGGCGCGUGAGCCCGGCUGGUGCAAGACGCCGAGCGGCCACAUUAAGAGACCGAUGAACGCGUUCAUGGUGUGGUCGCAGCACGAGCGGCGGAAGAUCAUGGACCAGUGGCCCGACAUGCACAACGCCGAGAUCUCCAAGCGCCUGGGCCGCCGCUGGCAGCUGCUGCAGGACUCGGAGAAGAUCCCGUUUGUGCGGGAGGCGGAGCGGCUGCGCCUCAAGCACAUGGCGGAUUACCCGGACUACAAGUACCGGCCGCGCAAAAAGAGCAAGGGGGCGCCCGCCAAGGCGCGGCCCCGCCCCCCCGGCGGUGGCGGUGGCGGUGGCGGCGGCGGCGGCGGCGGCGGCGGCAGCCGGCUCAAGCCCGGGCCGCAGCUGCCGGGCCGCGGGGGCCGCCGAGCAGCGGGCGGGCCUUUGGGGGUCGGCGCGGCGGCGCCCGAGGACGACGACGAGGACGACGACGAGGAGCUGCUGGAAGUGCGCCUGGUCGAGACCCCCGGGAGGGAGCUGUGGAGGAUGGUCCCGGCGGGGCGGGCUGCCCGGGGACCCGCGGAGCGCGCCCAGGGGCCGUCGGGCGAGGGGGCGGCUGUCACCGCCUCCUCCCCCACUCCGUCGGAGGACGAGGAGCCGGAGGAAGAGGAGGAGGAGGCGGCGGCGGCGGAGGAAGGCGAAGAGGAGACGGUGGCGUCGGGGGAGGAGCCGCUGGGCUUUCUGUCCAGACUGCCCCCCGGCCCCGCCGGCCUGGACUGCAGCGCCCUGGACCGCGACCCGGACCUGCCGCCCCCCUCGGGCACGUCGCAUUUCGAGUUCCCGGACUACUGCACCCCCGAGGUUACCGAGAUGAUCGCGGGGGAUUGGCGCCCGUCUAGCAUCGCCGACCUGGUUUUCACCUACUGAGCCCACCGUCAGCGGGGCGCGCACGCCCCCAAACCAGCUGUUUACAUACAGGAAUCAGGUAUUGGGGCCCCUCGGAGGCCGAGGCUGGCACCCCAUCUCCCGCGCAGCCUCCCCCCUCCUAGACGUGCCCAUCCCCCUCGAAUCCAGACAUGCCCCUCCCCCGCAGACACACCCCAAGGCAGCCCAACCCCCACUCUUUCCCUGACAUCCAAGCCCCGCCCCGUCUUGCCCCCUCCCGCACAGCCACCAGCAGCCAGCCCCCCUCCUUUACACCUCCCGUCCGCUCCUACAGACCUGCACCCCUCCCCCACCUCGCACACGCCCCUCCUCGUGGCCGGAGGACACGCCCCUGCCCUUGCUCCCGAAUCCCUCCGCCUAGCCCGCCUCUUCUCUUGUUUAGGGGGCGCUGCGGCUGGGCGGCACCGCGCGCUCCUCCCAGGCCCCUCUCCUCCCCCUCUCCCUCCCCCUCCCCCUCCCGGAGCGCUGGGGCACGCCCCCUUCUCGCGCAUGCUUAAUGCUCCUUGGGAGGAGGGGGCCGGUCUCAGUCGGACCGCACGCUUCUGUGGCCCGCUCCGGGAAGAAGUGGGGAGGGUGUUGAGCGAUCCUGAGAAAUCUUUUAUCCGGGAGCCGCGGCUUCCUUUCAACCCGACGGGGCGUCGCUGCCUUAAUGGGAGGAGCACUAGGAAGGGGGAGAAGGAGACUAGCUGGCCCGGAAGGGUUUGGUUUGGAACUUGGAACUCUCCCUGGUGGCAAAGCCCCUUUUCCUUGCGGGGUUGCCUAGAUUGACGUGCAUCUCCUUCUCCCACCGCCACCCACCCCCAUCCCCGCCCCACCCCCACCCAGCCUACCUACUCGCACCGCUAGACUGCCUCCACAGUCUACCUUGGUCCCAGAAACCUCCCUUUUCUUUCCCCCACCUGGGAACUGAGAAUAGGGUCUUCAUCUGGAACUGCACCACGAGAGGACUGCCCAAGGAAACUCCGCACCAAGGCAUUUAUGGGAGUCUGUCUGGGGACAGGGUUCUUGCUGCUCUGUCCACCCCUCCCCAGCCGAGUGCCCCAUCACGACAAGGCACACUCCCAGCCUGGGCUUCUCCCUACGCCCGCCACUCCCUCCUAUCACUCGAGUCCUGUGCCCACAGUGACAGUAUUCAGUGGGAGAAACUGAGGCACGGUGGUACUGGGUGGGGGGUGUUGAGACUGAGCCACGAUAGCAGCCGGAGUGGCAAGAAGAGCCCCGCUUUUAAACAGCUGGCUUGAGAAAGACUAUCGACUGGGCCAGUGAGACUGGAGGGAGGGUCAGAGUAGCGGAGGUGUGUCGUUUGCGCCUGUUUUUCCACGUGAAAACUUGGUACAGGGCUGCUGUCUGAGGAGGUUGUGUUCAGUUCGGGGUGCCCUCGGGGACCCUGCCCCUCUCACUCCCCAACUCUCCCAUCAAGUUCCGCCCCUCCGGCCUCCCCACACCCCUUUCUGCCCUCACUACCUGUAUCUCACCGGCGUGUGUUCACCCUCCCGGGUGUGCACACACUCUCAUUCACACACACAAAUCUCAGGAACAAACGGUCCCAGAGUCCUCCUGGACCCCUGCCCAGGGUCUCCGCAGGUCUCUGCCCCACGCGUUCCCGUCGCUGACAAAGCCACCAGCUGCCUCCUUUAAGCUUGGUGCUCCGGCUCUGGGCCUUUCUCGCUCUCUCUUUUUCUGUCUCUCUUUCUUGCUCUCUUUCUCUCUUUCUCUUUUUUUUAAAGAAAAAACAACUAAAAGACAAUGAAAAAACCCAGAAAACGUCAUGUGAGUGAAGAGAUGUCACUGUCUGUGGUCUUGGAGAACUAGUCUAGUAGCUGAGGGGAGGGGUCCCUCUGGUCUGGGGCACUGGCACCCACAGCAGGACUUCCGCCAGUCUGAUGCCAGGACUGAAUAAAGUGUAUUUGCCCCGACCUCGCCCUGUGGUUCUACAUGUCUCUGCCUUUCCUCAACGGUCCCCCAGACAGUUGGCCAGAGUGAAGUCCAUGUGACUUAGCAUCGUGCUGGAAGAGUGGGGUCCAUGGGCAAGGCACAUGGCCCCUUUAGGCCUCUGUCUCCUGCUCUCUCAGGACUCCCUGGUCUUCAUUAAGGGUGACAAACUCAUCCAUCCUCAAGGCCAGGCGUGUGACAUAAAUGAGAGAGGCUGGGUAGACACUGGCUUUCUGACCGACUUCAUUGGGGGCAGCAGCUCACCUCCGGCAGCUGUGACCUUGUGAGAAUGCAGCCCACAGUGGCCAGAUUUUCCAAGAGAAGGUAGAUAACCUGGAUGUUUCUAUGAGCAUCUCAGUUGCAAAAUGAAAGCUGGUUCAGAAAUUUUUAAGUCCGAGUGCUCAAAUGAACCCAAGUGUGCAGGCAUCCCUGGUCCAAGGGGCCCAGUUUGACCCUGACCUUAACGUGAAUUAGAAGGGUCAGGCCACAUUGUCUGGGCUCCAAAGCCCCAGUACCACCACCACCACCCAGAACUUGUGUGACCUUGGGAAAGUUGACUUCACCCUGAUUCUUUUCAUAGGAGUAACGUGAGGAUGAUAACAGUGCCUGCUGCAGGGUGAGAUGAAGUUUGAGGUGAGAAGCAUUUAAUAAGAUGCUCCCCAAAAUGUACUACUACACUGUCCAGAGGAGGAAACAGAGUCAGGAUGGCAAUGCAGUGUGUAGGAGGGCCUGCGAGCAGCCAAGGUCAGAGUCAGGGCCCCACGCUUGGGUUCUCUCUCCCUGUGGAGUGUUAGGUCAGGGUGCUACCUCUCCCCUGUUUGCCUCUGCAGGUAGUGGUAGGCUGUCCCCUCAGGGCUUCUAGUGGGGUAGGAUUGGUCCCAGCACCUGGCGCACCAUUGGCCCACAGUGUAGAUUUAUUGAAUGAGUAAGGAAGAGCCACGGGAGCCACAGCAAUACCUUGAAAUUCUUACCAGUGGGUUCAGGAUGCAGAGGAAAGCCUUUUCAAAAUUCUUUGUCCUCCUGACACCCUUCCCCCCCCCCCGAAUUCCUCUACUGCCAGAUCCAGUGAAUUCCUAGGGUUGAACAGAGCCUGUGUGCCUGGGAAGAACCACGGCCAAGUGUGCAACCUCAUUCAGAGAGGGUAUUUGGGGACUGGGAUACCCAAAGGCAAUUUCAGAGAAGAGUGUGGCAGGCUCUGGAGGGCUAGGUCCCUAUGGAAAGGGGUUCUGGGUGGGGGAAGUGCAAGAAUUAGUGACCGUGCUCUCUGAAAGCAAGGUGGCAAUCAAUCAGUCCUCUAGGAAAGAAUUGAUAAGGUGAGAAAUACAAAGAUAGGUGCCACCUGAAACGCCCUUGAAAGAAGGACUUCCCCGGCCAUGAGAAGUAAGGUCAGUGGAUGGCCUCCAGCUGCCAGAGCCAAUCCACCCAGGGCAGCCUGCACCCAGCUUCCCAGGGAGAUGGGGUAUAAACAAACGCCUGGCCUGGCCUUUUGGGUUCAGCGUGGGGGACAGACCUGACAGGCAGCGCAAGUACACCAACUCCCCCCUGCCGACACUCACCCCGGACCCCUCCAGGGUGGCCGGAGCUUUGCCAGGCCUGCAGCGCAGUUUGACCUCCCAUACUCAAUCCUGCGUGCUCCCUCUUCUUUUCACAGGUGUCUUUAUGCCUAAUAAAUAUCUUGCACCCUA